Messenger RNA from Thlaspi arvense, 6006 nucleotides. NCBI's taxonomy places the organism in Eukaryota, Viridiplantae, Streptophyta, Magnoliopsida, Brassicales, Brassicaceae. The record is from the annotation of a GenBank genome assembly.
GGAAAUUAAAGACUUUUCACUCUCUCCACUCUUUUCCUCUUUGUGAGUAAGAAGGUUUGAAUGAUAUACACUGUAAUCCCUGAGACGCCAAAACCCCUGUAAACCCCAGGUGGAAAUGUUGGCCCAUCUCUCCAGGACCUUCCGUCAUAAUUGUGGUUUCCGGCAACAAUGCCGUCGUUACAAGCCUCCGAAGUCUCAGCCUCCUCCUCCACCUCCACCGACUUUACCAAAACCGCCGAAGAAGCCUCAGAGUUUCACCUUCCACGACGCGACGUGGGAGGAUCCUUACAGCUGGAUGUCUAAGCUUGAAGAUAAAGUGGCGAUGCGGCAUAUGGAUAUCUAUAUGGAGCAAGAAGAGAAGUAUACCGAAGCUAUCUUGGCCGAUACGGAUCGGAUUCAGACCAAGCUUCAGUCUGAGAUGGCUUCUCGCUUGUCUUUUGAGCUCUCUACGCCUCCUCUUCGCUGGGGACCUUGGUUGUAUUAUAGACGAGUUGAAGAAGGGAAGCAGUAUCCAGUGCUGUGUAGGAGGCUAGCGAGCUUGCACGAGGAGUUCAUUUCUCAUAAAUCUCCUGCUGCAGGGUUUGAUUUUACAUCUGGGAAGAGGAUUGAGCAGAAGCUGCUUGACUACAAUCAGGAAGCUGAAAGAUUUGGAGGUUAUGCUUAUGAAGAAAUGUCGGAGAUAUCUCCUGACCAUAAAUUUCUUGCAUACACUAUGUACGAUAAGGACAACGACUUCUUCAGAUUGUGUGUGAGAAACUUGAAUUCUGGAGCUUUAUGCAGCAAGCCUCACGCAGAUCGUGUCUCGAACAUAGCAUGGGCAAAGAAUGGCCAGGCUUUACUCUAUGUCGUGACUGAUCAGAAAAAACGGCCAUUCAGGAUAUAUUGUAGCACGAUCGGGUCAACGGAUGAAGAUGUUCUGCUUCACGAAGAACUCGAAGGCAAUGUUCAUGUUAACAUUAGACAUACAAAAGAUUUCCACUUUGUGACUGUGAAUACAUUCUCCUCUACAUUUUCAAAGGUCUUUCUGAUAAAUGCAGCUGACCCAUUUUCUGGUUUGGCAUUGGUUUGGGAACACAAUGCUCCAGCACACUGCAUAAUCGAGCAUCAUCAGGGAUUUCUCUAUUUAUUUACAGAUGCUUCUAAAGACGGUGGAACACUCGACCAUCAUAAUCUUCUUCGAUCUCCUCUUCACUUCUCUUCCAGUCCAAGGAUCUGGGAGACAGUUUUCAUCGACGACCCUGAAUUGACCAUAGAGGACGUUGAUUUCUGCAAAACACAUGUAUCCCUCAUCGUGAAGCAAAUGCAUAGCUACAAAAUUUGUGUAGUUGAUCUACCUCUCAAGACAGAGCGGGUACCGGUUCAUCUGAGAGAUAUUAAGCCUCGUUAUCUUCCUCUUCCGAAGCACGUUUCCCAAAUAUUUCCUGGCACAAACUACGACUUUAAUUCUCCAACAAUGCGGUUCACGAUCUCUUCACUUGUGAUGCCUGAUGCUGUGGUUGAUUAUGCUCUAUUAAACGGGAAAUGGAACAUCGUACAGCAGCAGAACAUGCUUCACGAAAGAACACGGGUUUUAUAUGGCACUGCUAACGCAACCGAAAGCCCUAAUAUACCCUCAGGCACCAGAACUGUCAGUUUUGAUACGGAGGAUACUACUGCCGAUAACGACAACUUGUGGAACGACUUAACCGAGUUUUAUGCGUGUGAUUACCAUCAAGUCUCUUCUCAUGAUGGAGCUAUGGUUCCGUUAACCGUUGUUUACUCGAGAGCUCAGAGAGAGGAGAACCAAAGACCUGGUCUGCUUCAUGUCCAUGGUGCUUACGGAGAAAUGCUCGAUAAGAGAUGGCGUAGUGAACUGAAAAGCCUCCUCGACCGUGGAUGGGUUCUUGCAUAUGCAGAUGUUAGAGGUGGCGGAGGGAAAGGAAAGAAGUGGCAUCAAGAAGGACGAGGGUCAAAGAAACUUAACUCCAUCAAAGAUUACAUUCACUGUGCCAAGUUCCUUGUUGAGAACAAAAUCGUUCAAGAAAACAAGAUUGCCGGUUGGGGAUACAGUGCGGGAGGACUUGUCGUUGCUUCAGCCAUCAAUCAUUCUCCUCAUCUCUUCAAAGCUGCGGUUCUAAAGGUGCCUUUUCUUGAUCCAACUCAUACUCUAAUACAUCCAAUACUACCCUUAACGGCGGCGGAUUACGAAGAGUUUGGAUAUCCAGGAGAUAUCGAUGAUUUUCAUGCGAUACGUGAAUAUUCACCUUAUGACAACAUUCCUAAAGAUGUUCUUUAUCCAGCAGUUUUAGUUACUUCCUCGUUCAAUACUCGAUUUGGUGUAUGGGAAGCUGCGAAAUGGGUUGCAAGAGUUCGUGACAACACAUUCAAUGACCCAGAACGCCCAGUCUUACUCAACUUGACGACUGAUAUUGUCGAAGAAAACCGGUUCUUGCAGACUAAGGAAUCUGCGUUAGAGAUCGCAUUUCUCAUAAAGAUGAUGGAAUCUUGAAAACAAACCAUCAAUGGCAGAGAGUAGCUAUAGAUAUGAUCUUUCUGGUUCUAAAAUUUUAGUAUGAAUCAAUGAAUUGUGUGAUACAAAGACAGAAAAGAAAUGAACAGUUACAAUAUGCAGACAGCUGCAAACUUGUCUGAGAUCGUCUCUGUUCACAUAAUUUCCAAGAAUCAUACAUGAGAAUGUGUUCUCAGAUAAAAACAAAUAAGUACAAGCAAAGGAAGUGUAGGAAAAAAAAAAAUGUGCUCAUGUCUUUUUAAGUUUCUGAAGAAUCAUCCUCUUCAAUAACUGUUGGGAGUGUCCCCUGUUUAGCAAAACCAGGGCUCAAGAACUUGGCCGCGAAAUUCCAUAAUCUGUAAACAUCUUCAAAGUUUGUCAAGAACCCAAGAGAAGCUGUGACUACUUCAACUCUUACGAACCCGUUGUUUCUUCCAUCUCGAUCCACCGGUUUCCAAGAACUUGACUCUUCGCUUCGACUAUCGACGAUCUUUAUGUGACUGAGGUAACCAAUGCCUAGAGAUAUCCCUUCUCUUUCAGCUAGCUUCUGCACUAUCUCAGGAUGCACCAUUCCACUCUUCAAAUCCCGAACAUUGAAUGCCACGGAUGAUCCGCGUUCGUAUUUGAUCUUUGGACCGUAAAUCUGAACAAGAUUCUUGUGCUCUCCACCUGGAUCUGCUCUAGGCAGCCUUAGUUGGAGCAGAGAAGUCACAAGCCAGUUAAUGAGGUAGCGGAGUCUCGAGGUGGUUUUGUUGAGGCCUAACAUGUUUACAUGAUCAAUGUGGCGGCAAACAAUCUCUGGUUCUCUCUGCUCAUCAUCCCAUUCUCCUCCAUUGCUUCCAUCUUCUUCAUCUUCUUCUUCAUCCUCAAGGCUGAUCACAGAUGCUUCUCCAUGAUCUACCGAUCUGAAGGACACUCUUCGUUUACUGGGAUGUUCAUCUUCAUUAACAAGAAGUCUUCCACCAUUGUACUGACUCUUCUCCCUUCUUCCUAAUAGCCUGAAUUCGCCUUCGGUCUCUCUUCUUAUCGCACUCUCUUUGAUUCCGGAGGUUGAACCAUUUCCAUUUGCUUCGGAGAUUAGCUUAGUGCUCCUUCCAUCUUCUUCUUCUUCGAUCUCAUUAACUCGCAACCGGCUUCUUGUGUCUAUCUGAUACGUUACAGGUUUUUCUUCAUCAGAGACUACUUCACCCACUUCAUGUGAUACUGACAAAACAGCAGCAUCAAACGAGAGAACAUGGCUCCCACCGUUACUACCAUUACUAGCCUUCGAAGCUGGUUUAGGCGAGAUCCUUCGUUUGUUGUUCUGUGGAACCAGUAAGGGGCUCUUUUGUUUGUUCAGAUGACCUGCGUUAUCAGAAUCGGCAGGACUCUGACCCAACUCGAUCCAGAGCGAGCUAUCCGACGACUCAUCUUCGCUGAAAACCGGACUCUUUAUCAAUUCACCCACUGAGAUACUCUCAGCCUCCUCAAACACAGUGCUUGUUCCAUCUUUAUCUGAGCCAAUCUCAUGAUCCAUAUCUGUCUCAAAGACAUCCUGCACUUGAGCAGAAGUAUAAGCACCAGAAAACGCGGGUAACUGAGUUCCCAAGGCUUUAUUAUCUCCGUUGAUGGCGAUGUCAUUAUCUUCAAUCCCGGUCAACCCUUCCAGGCCAUCCAUGGAGUCGCUUAGAUACAGAGGAUACUCAGGUGUUAUCUUCACAAUGCCUGAACUCGUUUUCCCGGAUUGACUCUGCAAGCAGCUAAUCACAGAUUUCUUAAUCAACAGACAACCAAACCCAGUUGGAUCAUACCCAAACACACGAUAAAACGAAGUGAUGAUGAAAUCGGGACGGAACAAAGACAAGCCGAGCGAGUCCAUGUCUUUAGGACCCAACGCACCGGCAUCAAGCAAGACAUGCCAGUUGUUUUGCUGAGCCAACGCCAUCCACUGGUAAGAAUACUUAGACCCCGUGACCCUCGACUGGACCGGAAACACAAACAAACCAGUCGCCGAAUCCUUCUUCCUCUUCUUCUUACUCAGAAUCUCCUUCUUAAGAUCCAUCGAGCAUAGCCUAAGCGUAGGCCACUUGAACCAAGCGCUGCCAACCUUUGCGCCUUUCUCCUUCGCGCACUGACCCAUCCAGCUAACAGACUGGCUCUCGUGAUCGAACAUAGUCAGGAGCUUCUUGUUCGUGUGGAAUGGAUAAGACUCUGCAAGCAACUUGAAAGCAGAGCCUCUACUAACAGUGAACACAAGACCAUACUCGUUCUCAGGGAUGUUCAAGUAAUCCAUGAUCCUAAUCUUGAUAUCAUGUUCAAUGGAUCCUUUCUCAGCACCACCGUAUAGAGCGUGGUUGCUUAGGUUCGCACUAAUCUCCGACAAACUAAAGGUGCAAGUGUCCCAGUAAUGAACUGUCUGAAGAUACGAGAACAACCCAAAUCCGCAAUAGUCAAGACAUACCUUUGGUAAUGAUAAGUGGAAAUACUCGUCGUUUCUCAACUGAUCGACUUUCUCCGAAGAUUGAUACUUUGGGUACAUAGUGAGAAACGUGUUUAGGGCUUCUUCGAGCUCAGGCAAAGCUUCUUCCGACUCAAACGCUUUCUGAGCUGCGAUGGAAGUAGCACGCAAGAACUCGCGUUGAGCAUUGAGUCUAGCGAGUGAUCUUGACCGUCCAAGGCUUUGAUCUUGAGCCUCGUCUUCUUCUUCCAUGUCUUGAGAUUUGACGAGUAACCCAUCCUCGGAUGCUUCCUCGAGGGCUUCUCUGAGCUUUGAUUCAUGGAGUUUCCGCUGAGUCAUGGCUUUUGUCGACUCGGAAACAUCUCGAUUCCUGCUGCUGCUGCUGCUCUUCUUGUCCAGUACUAGAGCAGCAGCACAGUGAUAAAUUGGCUUCCAAAGUGAGAUAUGCAUCAAAAACCUCGGAUUAUCAGAAACAGAACCCGAGAAGUCAAAAUCACCACUGAAGUGGCCUCGUCGAUAUCAAACCCGAAAUGAGAGGAUGAGAAAAUAUAAAGGAAAUAAAAAAAUCCCAGAUCAGGUUAAAAAAAGAUCAAACUUGAACAAGAAAAGAAAAAAAAAACCAGAAUUCGAUAGGAGAGAUCAAAAAGUCAAAACCUUUGUCCCAUCUUGAACAGAGAAAACGAGAAAGAGUCAAAAUAGAAGAGACGCAAAUCCCAAAAACCAGAAGAACAGAUCCAUAAACAGAACUCCUAAUGGAGAAAGAAAAUAAAAUCUCAAAAGAAAAACUGUGUGUUUAGCUUCUGAAACACAAAGAAGAAGCUUCCUGUUCUUCGUCUCACUUCACUUCGAGAAAAAGAUAACUCCUUUCACAUCAAAGUAUAACCAUUGAAACCAACAAUACAGGGCGUCCGUUUGUAUUAAUCUCUCUUGUCUCUCGUAAUAAUCUUCCUUUCAAACGAAAAUAGUGACUAAAAUUGCCAUUUGACUUUUUUAUAUCAAUCAAAUGCCUAAUCUCUUUGCUGUUACUUGCUGUUCCAAUUCCAAAUAUUAUUUUUUUUCCUAUUAUUUUAAUCAAUCAAUC